Molecule: messenger RNA, 1806 nt
Organism: Nicrophorus vespilloides
Lineage: Eukaryota; Metazoa; Arthropoda; Insecta; Coleoptera; Silphidae
Exons: 3
Coding region: 372-1424 (350 amino acids)
Source: RefSeq, a predicted model, not a curated record
GUAUCUUUUGAAUGCACGGCGAUCGGUGUUUGGGUUUAAAGGAAAAUGCAAAGGAAAUAAAAGCAUAACUGAAAACUACCAGGAAGUGCAUUCUGUAAAGGAGACAGGAAAUUCCGGCUGCGGCUAAAAGAGGCUGCUGCUGCUGCGCUGCCGCUGAUAAAGUCUUGUUGUGAUGUGUCUGUGACGCGGCGUCGGUGGCGGCUGUGGAGGCGGCGGCGGCGCGCGCCAUCCUUUCAAUAUCGAUUUCCGCGGGCGUAUGUUGACCCAAACCGGUACAAAUAAAUACAAGGAUCUGCAGAACCAAACAAGUGUGGCGGCCGUGCGUUCCGACCCAUCCGAGGUGUCAUCUGAUGUAACAAACUGCAGUAAAGAUGACAUCGGCCGAAGGAGUCGCAGCAGACAAUCAACUGACGCCUCAGACGCCCGUCCUGACGGUGGCCUGCAGGAUCCUGAGAUCGCCGUCCCACGAGAGCGUCACCACAGAUUUAUCACUGUUCUCGGUAUCAACUGUGGCCUCCGACGUCCACGCAGGAAGGAGGCUUCUCAGCUUCAGCAAGAGUGACCAAUUCGUCAGAGGUAACAGUCCAAAUCCCGAUACCAGAGCUGUCAGCAAUAGACCAGCGGAUAUACCAGAGAUUCUCUGGUUCGAGGAAGAGACUGAUCUGAUCCGCAGCUGCGCGGCACUCUGCUCGGCCGCCGGUCUUCAGAAGAGCUUCAGCACAAGCGACAUCAGCCAGUUGCCGUCUCCGGACGAGACACCCGGUGCUACACCUGGUAUCAGGUGUGUCUCGGAGCUGGCGCUGAACAAUCUUCAGAGGUCGGGAUUCCUGCUCGAGAACAGCAGGUUGGACCACACGUCCAGAUCCUGCUCGACCUGGGUGGCCGUCGGCGACAUAGCUUCCACAUCGCAACUGCCGUCGCCGCACGGCGGUACCUCCGUGGCUGCAACCGCUACAGCUUCUCAGUCGACCGCGCCGCCUCCGCCAGUCUUUACCGCCGCCGAUUUCAUACGAUCGGUCAACAAAAAGGUGAGACAGAACUACAUCAGAAGGAGGCUUCUGAUGACAUACAAAGCUUUGGAGCGUCUUUCGCAGAGCGAAUUCAACCUCGAUCGCAUCGAAGUGACACCGUCAACGGCUGCAGCGAGCGUCAGCAACGCCGAGUGCCAGAACACCGUGAACACUGGCCCCGUCCGUCUGACGGUGCCUGGAACCUCACCGGUGGCGAAGACGUCGCCCAUCAGUAGCGCCAACGCUGCAGUCCUCAGGGUCGUCAAGCAGAGGGCCAACCAGAACCUACCGCUCACUCUCAGAGACAUCGAAAGGGAACGCGGCAAACCUCUUUCCAAGUACGAAAGAAACAUGAUGAUCUUCAACUGGCUGCACACGCUGGACGAGACGGCCGUCGUCGAAGGCAUCCCAUGAAUGUUUACUUAACUAACUCCUUAAGAUCGCUCACUGCUCGUUGGUGCUACUGGUUAUUACGUUGACUUUUUCCUCCAAACGGUUUCCGCGAUACAUUCGAGUUCGUUGUUCGCAAUAUCCGGAAGCCUCAUCAAAGAACAGAUCUGCUUUCUCGUUAUACAUAUAAAUAAUAUAUAUAUUAUAAAUAAAUUGAUUGAUUGAUCUAAUAAAAAUAAGUAUAAACAUCUAAUAUAUAAAGAAAACCAUAUCUAGCGUUACCAGAUCUUCGGAUCGCUAUAGACCAACAAACUAGUACUCUCAUUAUUCUUCAGUUUCUUUUAUGUCUGUGGUAAAAUACUUGAUCCGUCUGGUAACUCUAAACAAUCUCUCGUGUAGAUAUACA